This is a messenger RNA of Echinops telfairi (small Madagascar hedgehog), 473 nucleotides long. RefSeq names its product ribosomal protein S26 (gene RPS26). The transcript is spliced from 4 exons. The record is from RefSeq and is a predicted model, not a curated record. Gene Ontology annotation, cellular component: cytosolic small ribosomal subunit; ribosome. Gene Ontology annotation, biological process: translation. Gene Ontology annotation, molecular function: mRNA binding; structural constituent of ribosome. The coding region runs from base 66 to 413 and encodes 115 amino acids. Lineage: Eukaryota; Metazoa; Chordata; Mammalia; Afrosoricida; Tenrecidae.
GAUCUCGCAGUAUAUAAGAUGGGCAGAUCUAGCGCCGCCCUUUCUCUCGAGUCCUCGCUUCCGAGAUGACAAAGAAAAGGCGAAACAACGGCCGUGCCAAGAAAGGCCGCGGCCAUGUGCAGCCCAUUCGCUGCACCAACUGCGCCCGCUGCGUGCCCAAAGACAAGGCCAUCAAGAAGUUCGUCAUAAGGAACAUAGUGGAGGCCGCGGCCGUCAGAGACAUUUCCGAAGCGAGUGUCUUCGACGCAUAUGUGCUUCCUAAGUUGUAUGUGAAGCUGCAUUACUGUGUGAGUUGUGCCAUUCACAGCAAGGUGGUCAGAAACCGGUCACGUGAAGCCCGGAAGGACCGAACCCCCCCACCUCGCUUUAGACCUGCAGGUGCUGCCCCACGACCUCCUCCAAAGCCUAUGUAAAGAUUAGAAGCUGAAGAAAAACAAACCUGAAAGGAAAUAAAAUGAAAAUUGUUCAUGGUA